UUAGUUUGUAGGUGCCUAAAAUCAGCGGCUGUGGCUCCGUAGUCUCCGGCUGUCUACCGUGUGUCAAAAUCUGCAUUUCUCCUUUGUCGUGGGCAGUUGGCAGGACCAGAGCUGUUUUGCUUUUAAGUUAUUACGCUAAACCAGUGUCCCUCAAAGUACGGAGCAGUCAUGCAUUUAAAGCUUUGCUCUGCAACUCUUUGGGCCACACCGACUUAAAAGCCGCCACACUAAUGGCACCUUCCAGUUGACAGAAUGGCCCAGAUAUCAAGUGGUAAUGGGUUUAAGCUGGAUGUCCCCCAGUCAAAGGGGGUUGUGGGUAAAGAGGAAGCCCUCCGCAUGGAGGAAGAGGCUUUAGCAAAGUUGCAAAGGGAAAAGAGACACCCUCUUUCAGCUUCAACCUCUGGAGCUUCCUCUUCCUCCUCGAAACCAAAACCAUCUAUAUCUACCACUACUGCUCCUCAGCCUUCACCCUCUACUAACAGACCAGAAAAGGACCUCAUUGUCUUCCCAGAGACCAACAAACAGGCAGAGCAGGACAAGUUCAGGGAUAUUGAUGUGGACAAGCUGACCAAUGAGGAACUUGAAAAGCUCCUACUUGAUGAAAACUUUGGGGCUGACAGCAAGGCUUCCCGCCCCUCAUCACUGCUGGGGUUUAACCUCAGCGCCUCCUACCCUGGAGGCCAUCCCUGUAACUCGUCUCCUUUCCAGAGCAGUCAGUGGACAUCUGUUUUGUCCGCUCCAUCUAGCUCCAGUGUGUCCACUCCCACCCAUCAGCCCACACCAAUGUUUCCCUCUGCUCCAUUCCCUAAACCAGGCACAUUUCAAAAUGGCUUCAGUCCAGCCAUGUCUCCUUUCAUGCCCCUACAAGCACAGCAGUCACCUUUUAUGGCAUUCACUCCCAUCCAGCCUGCUGCUGCCAUGGUCUUCCCUCAACCAGCCAUGGACCCAGAGAUGGCCAAGCUGUUUGAUAAGAUUGCCAGCACCUCGGAAUACUUGAAGAAUGGCAGAUCGGCUAGCACUGACCCAGAGUCCUCUCAAGCAAACGCAGCUUCUCUGGCACCUAACUCACAGCCCCAGCAGCCAGCAGUGAUGAAAUCUUCUAGCAUCAGCCGCUUUGACUGGCUGGAUCUGGACCCGCUUACAAAGCGGAAAGCUGAGAAUGAAGAAACAUCCAUGGGAUCAGAAGGCAAUGCACAGGCAGUACCAGGGGUCGCUGCUGGAGAUCCUUGGGAUGCAGUGCUCGAGACUGAAGGGAACAGCAGUAGCAACAGCCCCCCACUGGAGGUGAAAGCUUCACUGUCAGCCCGCUCGCAGCAGAGGAGGGCAUCCAGUGGAGCCGCCGUCACUAGGAGUCACUCGCUCAACAUCCCAGGGACCUCAUCUCAGCACAAGGCAAACAAUCAGGACAAGGGAAAACGAAAAAGUCUGGUGAAGAAUGCUGCUCUGGAGGAACAGGAUGCUCAAGACCUGGAGGUUGUCGCCUUCUGUGAAGACGUCGCAGCCCUGCGUUCCAGGUUCCCUCAUGAUGACAUGUCCACCAACCCAGGCUUUGUCCUCAGCCCUGUCAUCACCCAAAGGGAUGGUGGAGGUGACAACAGCUGCUCUGUCAAGGUUUCUAUUGAGAUCUCUGAUUCUCAGCAGCCUGUAACUUUCACCUGUGACGUGAGUUCUCCUGUGGAGUUAUUGAUCAGUCAGACUCUCUGCUGGGUCCACGAUGACCUGGACCAGGUUGACUUCUCCAGCUACCUGCUCAAAGUGUGUGGCCAGGAGGAGGUGCUGCAGAAUAAACACAGCCUCGGCAGCCAUGAGUAUGUCCAGAAUUGCAGGAAGUGGGAGAAUGAGAUCACGUUACAACUACUCUCUCACUCCACCAUGAGGAGAGAUUUGGCACGCAGCGCGGAAGAUGACAGCUCUGCAAUAGACUUAGAGAAGCACCUGGGCCAGGUUGAGAGGCCUUUUAAGGAAAACGUCACCAGACAGGGCCUGGCUGACUAUUUGGAAGGCUAUCACAGUCAAGUAAACAUCUGCCUACAAAAUGAGAGUACCCAGUAUAAGACGGUAGACCGGGUGGUGCAGACUGUCAAGAACCUGUGCUGUGCUCUGGAUGAGGUGGAGACCCAGGCCAUCACAGAGGCUGUGAAAAGACUGCGACACUCCGUCAAUUUACCUAGGACACGCUCACCCAAGAUGGGGUCAUCUGGUCAGUCAUCAGAUGGUUAUGCCAGUCCUGUGGAGGAGUGUGUGGCCUCACUAACGCAGGCUGUCUACAAUCUGGCCAAGCUUUACUUGCGCUCCUUCUGUCCUCCCUCCGCCUCCUUCUGCUCGUGUCCAUUGCCCCAGGCUGCAGAAGGGGAAGCUGCGGAGGGGACGAGCAGCAAAGAAGCUUCUGGAACCACAGACCACCUUCAGUUCACUCUGUUUACUUUGCACGGCAUCCCAGGCAGCUGGGUCAGCAGUUAUGAGAAGUACUUCCUGAUGUGUUCCCUCACGCACAAUGGCAAGAACUUGUUUAAACCAGUCCAGUCCAAGAGAGUGGGCACAUACAAAAGCUUUUUCUACCACAUCAAAUGGGACGAGCUCAUCAGCUUCCCCAUUGCAAUAGCUGUGCUCCCACUGGAGUCCGUUCUUAGCCUGGCUCUGUUCGGGGUGCUGAAUCAGAAUGCCAGCGGCUCCCCAGACUCCAACAAACAGAGGAAAUCUCCAGAGCUGCUGGGCAAAGUCUCUAUGCCGCUCUUUGAUUUCAGAAGGGUGCUGGCUGGGGGCAGCAGGUUGCUCUGUCUGUGGACAUCUGCCCAGGGAGCUGCCACUGCUGCCGGCUCUACAGGCAGCCGCAAGAGGGUACCCACAGAGAGAAUAGUUCUACAGGUGGACUUCCCCAACUCACCGGUGGAUGUUUUAUAUGUGGCACCCAAGGAAGCCCCCAGCCCAGAGCCCAGCACACUGGAGGAGUUGGACCCAGACCUCCGACGCAAACUGGAGAAAAUCUGCAGUCGAGCUUCAAAUUUUGGGCUGAAGCGGACAGAACACCAGAUCCUAUGGGACCAUCGGCUCCACUGUCGGAGGGACCACCCCAGCAGCCUGCCCAAGGUGCUGGCCAGCACACCCAGCUGGGACUGGGCCCGCAUGGCUCACAUCCACUCUUUGCUGCACCACUGGCCUCCUCUGCCCCCUGUCACUGCGCUGGAGCUGCUCGACUCAAAAUUUGCAGAUAGAGAGGUGAGAGGUGUGGCUGUCAGUUGGAUUGAGAAGAGCAGUGAUGAUGAGCUAGCUGGAUACCUGCCACAGCUAGUACAGGCAUUAAAGUUUGAGUGUCACUUAAAGAAUGCCCUCGUCAUGUUCCUGCUGUCCAGAGCUCAAGGCAACAUCAACAUCGCCCACUACCUCUACUGGCUGCUAAAAGACGCUGUCCAGGAUCCUGCCUGGGGACGGCGAUAUGAGCGGGUGCUUGGUGCCCUGCUCUGUCUUUGUGGAGCCAAGCUGAGGGCAGAGCUGGAGAAACAAACACACCUGGUCACUCUGCUGGGAGUUGUGGCCGAGAGGGUCAGACAGGCCGGGGGAUCCACACGGCAGGUCGCACUGCAGGAGGGCCUUGAAAAUAUCCAGAACUUUUUCCAGAGGAAUAGCUGCCGACUGCCCCUCAGCCCCAGUCUGGUGGCCAAGGAGCUAAAUACUAAGGCCUGCUCCUACUUCAACUCUAACGCAGUUCCCCUCAAGCUGGCUCUGGUCAACGCUGACCCACUGGGAGAAGAGAUCAAUGUUAUGUUCAAGGUUGGAGAAGACCUGAGGCAGGACAUGUUGGCUCUUCAGAUGAUCCGCAUCAUGGACCGCAUCUGGCUGCAGGAGGGGCUUGACCUCCGCAUUGUCAACUUCAAAUGCAUCUCCACCGGAAAGGACAGAGGCAUGGUUGAGCUGGUUCCAUCCUCCGAUACACUGAGAAAGAUCCAGGUGGAGUACGGCGUUACCGGAUCCUUUAAGGACAAACCGCUGGCAGAGUGGCUCCGCAAGUACAACCCUGCUGAGGAUGAGUAUGAGAAGGCAUCAGAGAAUUUCAUCUAUUCAUGUGCAGGAUGCUGUGUCGCAACCUAUGUAUUGGGCAUCUGCGAUCGCCACAAUGACAACAUCAUGCUGCGCUCCACUGGUCACAUGUUCCACAUCGACUUUGGCAAGUUCCUGGGCCAUGCCCAGAUGUUUGGCAGCUUCAAAAGGGACCGAGCGCCAUUCGUUCUGACCUCUGACAUGGCGUACGUCAUCAAUGGAGGCGAGCGUCCCACCAGUCGCUUCCAGCUAUUUGUAGAUUUGUGCUGCCAGGCCUACAACCUCAUCCGCAAGCACUCCGGGCUCUUCCUAAACCUGCUGUCGCUGAUGACAUCAUCAGGCCUUCCAGAGCUCACCGGCUCUCAGGAUCUAAAGUAUGUGUUUGAUGCUCUGCAGCCCAACAACACAGACGCUGAGGCAACUAUCUUCUUUACCAGGCUGAUAGAGUCCAGUCUGGGCAGUGUAGCCACUAAAUUCAACUUCUUCAUCCACAACCUUGCACAGCUACGAUUCUCUGGUCUCCCAGCCAAUGAUGAGCCCAUCCUGUCUUUUUCCCCAAAGACCUACACUCUAAAACAGGAGGGCCGUAUCCUCCAUGCCUCUAUCUUCUCCUUUCAGAAGAGAUACAACCCUGACAAGCAUUAUACAUAUGCGGUGAGGAUCCUAAGGGAGGGUCAAAAUGAACCCCAGUUUGUCUUUCGCACUUUUGAUGAGUUUCAGGAGCUCCACAACAAACUCACCAUCCUCUUCCCCCUUUGGAAACUGCCGAGUUUCCCAAACAAAAUGGUGCUUGGCCGCACUCACAUCAAAGAAGUGGCAGCCAAGAGAAAAUUGGAGCUCAAUAACUACGUCCACAACCUGAUGAGGAGCUCCACAGAGGUUACCCAGUGUGACCUGAUCUACACAUUCUUUCAUCCAAUUGCACGGGAUGACAAGGCUGAAGGUUUUGAUGCCACACCCAGAGCACCGGAGCCUCCGUUGAGCCCCACUUCAGGUCGGGUGGAAGGAGAAGUAAAGCUCUCAAUCUCCUACAGGAACAGCACUCUCUUCAUCAUGGUCAUGCACAUCAGAGAUCUGGUUUCUGAAGACGGAACAGAUCCCAACCCAUAUGUGAAAACCUACCUGCUUCCAGAUCCACACAAGACUUCCAAACGCAAGACAAAGAUCUCAAGGAAAACCAGGAACCCUACUUUCAAUGAGAUGCUGGUGUACAGUGGCUACAGCAAGGAAACCCUGGGUCUUCGGGAGUUGCAACUGAGUGUGCUCAGUGCUGAGUCGCUGCGUGAGAACUACUUUUUGGGCGGCAUCACGCUCAGACUCAAAGACUUUGACCUUAGCAAUGAGACAGUCAAGUGGUACAAACUCACAGCCGUGCCGUACUUCUGAACCCCACUUGCCUCUCACUGAAGCCAGGAACAGCUCUGCCUCUCCAGACAAAAGUUGCAUUCACAUCAUAUGGGAAAUGCAGCAGAUGCGCCCUUACUUGAAAAUUACACCUCACCUUUCAGUUUAUAAAAGUACUACUUUAGAAUAUGGGGGGUCUGGAGAUUGGCUACUGUGUGUUUUCAGUAUAAGCAAUGAUAUUUUCAUUUGAAAUCUAACAAACCAAAUGGACCAUUUAUUUCAUGUGAAUUAUGUGAUGCUUUGUAUUUUUAAGAUGUCAUGGCAGGACACGGUCUUGUUGCUGAAAGACAUGCAUCACUAAGUACACAGAAUGUGUUGUACAACUGAUCAGUAGCGACCUCUAUCUGCAGUAUGGCAUACUUGCAGCAUAAGACAAGGUCAUUGCUUAUCAUUAGUUGCUUCAGAGGUUCUUCCCAUAUGACAUGAAUGCAGAGUAAAAACUCCUUCAGGCGCAUCCUCACACAGUGACCAACCCGGCUGAUUUCACACACCCAUAAAGGGGAGUCUGCUGUCCUUUCUUUGCUCAUUUUCUUUUUCUCUCUUUAACUAAUCUUAUUGUUUCUGUGACACUUAUGUUGUCUCUCUUUUUGCUAAACUGUAACAAAAAGCUGUAAUGUUUUGUACAUUUUGAUAUUGGAGGACCAAAACAGAUUACUUUCAGAAGAGUGUAUAUAUAUAUAGAUUGACACAUUUAUUUUUUAAGGAAUAGAAAGGAGGCUUGUUUUUAUGUUUUCCUUGUUUAUUUUCUAUAUAGACAUAUAGGAGGCAUCAGGGUUUCCUGCUUUACAGCAGACACUUCUGGGUAGAGUAGUCCAACACACCAGAUUCUAGAAAAGCAACCAUGACCUUAAGAUUCCCCAAGAAUGUGCCAAAAGUAAUGAGAAGGAUGGAAAAUCAAACCACUCUCCCCAUCAGGGAGCUGUACAGGGUGCCUUUGUUUGUGCUUGCAAUCUAGUUUUAGCGCUCAACUUGGCCUUAGUGCUUCAUAUAUUUUAUUAACAAUGUGAUGUGUCCUUAUUAAAAAACAUUCUGUAAAGCUACGUCAGUAGUUCUUCCAGAACAGGUCUUGUGACACACCAGCAUCUUUGGAGUUUUUGUAACCGUGGAUUGCCACUAAAUGCACACUACCAGGUCUUUCUCUUGUGAUAUUACUUGACUUUUCACACAGCACACCUUGAAGGUGAAUUUGUAUCAUAAGCUUUGGAACAUGCUCUUGUCUGUGCUCUGAAUGAAUGAGAUUAUUGUUACCCAAUAAUGUUGACCCUAAGUCACUUCUCUUUUUCCCAUAGGUGGUUGAAAACAGCAGUUCAGGCUUUUCAGAUUGCAUUUUAGACUCAGUUAAAACUGAGUCAGGCAGCAAUAUUAUGCACAUGAUGUCCUGAUGAGUAACUGGGUAAAUGAUUAUCAGUAACCGCCAGUGAAGUAUACAGUAGGUCCAGCCACAUUUUAUAUUUGAGAAAAUGUUCUGAAUUUUGAGGGAAUAGCAGAUUUAAACAUGUCAAGCCUGAGAAAGCAACUUUAACUUGUACCUGAAUCUUCAUAAAAAGGGAACAAGAUCCUGAGCAAGAAAUUAGCUGCUUUCCUCUCUUUCUAACUAAAAUCUUAAGUUGUUAAUGUUUAAUAAAGAAAUUAAGAUGAAUUUAUUAAAAAAAUGUUUUUAAGAGAUCUACAGGACAGUUAGACAGUUAGCAUAACAGAGCAACACAUACUAUCAAUAUUAGUGACUUGAUACACUCUUUUAGUGACUGUACAAAGAAACCAAGCAGUUUGUAUUAACAUGGCCAGUUAUUUAUUCUUAAUUGGUGACCUAUAACCCUAAUGGAUCAGAGUGUACUAUAAUCCUUCUUUCCUAAAGCAAAUUAAAUGUUUUGGAACAUA
Monopterus albus (swamp eel) is the source of this 7317-nucleotide messenger RNA. RefSeq names its product phosphatidylinositol-4-phosphate 3-kinase, catalytic subunit type 2 alpha (gene pik3c2a). Gene Ontology annotation, cellular component: cytoplasm; plasma membrane; phosphatidylinositol 3-kinase complex. Gene Ontology annotation, biological process: phosphatidylinositol-3-phosphate biosynthetic process; phosphatidylinositol-mediated signaling; cell migration. The transcript is spliced from 33 exons. The coding region runs from base 253 to 5421 and encodes 1722 amino acids. NCBI's taxonomy places the organism in Eukaryota, Metazoa, Chordata, Actinopteri, Synbranchiformes, Synbranchidae. Gene Ontology annotation, molecular function: phosphatidylinositol binding; 1-phosphatidylinositol-4-phosphate 3-kinase activity; 1-phosphatidylinositol-3-kinase activity. The record is from RefSeq and is a predicted model, not a curated record.